This is a messenger RNA of Paramecium primaurelia, 877 nucleotides long. NCBI's taxonomy places the organism in Eukaryota, Ciliophora, Oligohymenophorea, Peniculida, Parameciidae. The record is from the annotation of a GenBank genome assembly.
AUGAGUAUUUGUAAAAAAAGUGCUUCUUUAAUAUUGAUAAGGGAUGAUUAUAAAGUUUUAAUGUUAGAAAGAGCAAAGAAAUCUCAUUUGGAGGAUCAUAUGUAUUUCCAGGAGGGAUUCUAGAAGAAGUAGAUGAUGAAAUGGUUUAAUUAGAUUUAUAAUUAAUAGAGCAAAAUCAUUAAAAAUAUUAUUGUCAUUAAACUCAAGGAUGGUAUUAUUCAUCUUUGAAGAAACUAAUAUAUAAUUAGAUUAUAAAUAAUUAUAUUAAAAAAUCAAACCAUUCUUAAGAAUAAUCACACCUUAAAUGAUGUAAAAAAGAUAUGACACUUAGUUUUUUGUUUAAAUUUAAAUAAUUAUGAUAACUUAGACAUCAAUAAAAUUGAAAGUACAAGUUAUGAAUGGAAUACUCCUAAUGGAUUUUUAGAAAAAUUUAUUAAUAAUUAAAUAUUCUUAUAACCACCAAUAUUCUUAUAACCACCAAUAUUCUUAUAAUUAUUAAUGCUUUAAUAAUUAGGAAGCUAUUAAAAUAUAAUUAAUUAUAUUGAUUCAGGAGAUUAAUAUAAAGAUACAUAUACUCAUGUUUUCUAAUUUCGUAAGAAUAUAUUAGUUUUUUAUUAGGUAAUAAAUACGUUUUAAUUAUCCUGAUCCAAAUUAUAAUUUAUAAGAGUUGAUGGAAACAGAAUAAACAGAUUAUUUAAAAAGUGAAUUAAAAGUUAAAUAUAAUCUUAUAGAAGGAUCAGAUUUUAGAUUUGAAUUAGAAGCUAAUUAAAAAAAAUUAACUGGACAUAUACGAAAAUUUAAGAAUUCACCUUUAGCAUUAUUAAAUGGUUAAAUUAUUAAUGAUAGCUAAUUUAUAAAAUAUAAAGCUAAGUUAUGA